Molecule: messenger RNA, 2289 nt
Organism: Saccharomyces kudriavzevii IFO 1802
Lineage: Eukaryota; Fungi; Ascomycota; Saccharomycetes; Saccharomycetales; Saccharomycetaceae
Gene: SQS1
Product: Sqs1p
Exons: 1
Coding region: 1-2289 (762 amino acids)
Molecular function (GO): nucleic acid binding
Source: RefSeq, a predicted model, not a curated record
AUGGCGAAAAGACAUAGCCAUUAUGAAGGAAGCAGAAGCAGGCGUGCACGUGGUGGUAAUUCUAAGAGAGGUGGCAAGGGGAAUGGUAAAGGUCCAGUCGGCAGAAAACUAAACAAAAAGUCGGUAUCCACAAACAAUUGGCACAACUCAUCUGUCCCGUUAGGAGAAGGGAAUCUCGCUGAUGUAGGUAUUGAUUUUAACGUGGGGAGGGCUUUUAUAUCACCAAAAACCAUAGAAGAUUAUUAUUUUGGUCGUGAUGCCAAGAAUCGGUCUAUGAAAAUGGGUGGUUUAAGACCUGGAAAUCGGAAUGACUCCUCAAAUAAUCUGCAGGCUGGAGGAGCAGCUUUCCGUAAAAGACCCAUGGAAUUUGUAAAAGCCAAGGAGGUCUAUGACCCAUCUCAUGAUAUGAUUGAACGACUACGAGGAAAGAAUCGCCUCACCCACAACAAUGACAUUGAUAAGACGAAUGCGCAAGUUAAUGAAGAACCGGUAAAGGUGGUUGACGACACCCAAGAUGUCACCAAUGAGGAUGAUGAAAACGAAAUUGAUGAAAAUUCAAUUUCACAAUCGUCUUUCCCUUCAUUUUCUUCUAAUGAGGAUGAAAUUCGAGACACCGAUCUCUUUUUUGUAGAUGAGGAAGCUCAGCAAGAACUGGAUUUAAGUAAAAUAAAAAGGGUCCGUAUUGAGGAGGUUCGAAAGCCCAAGGAGGUUGCUAUAGAGUUCAAUCCUAUUCUUACAAUCGGAAAAGUCGAACUUAAUGUUGCAGAAGAUGAUGAAAACGAAGACGUUGGGGUUCAAAUCCCAAAUAGACGUAAUAAGUUGUAUCAUCCGUUUGCUGAUUAUAUUUCAGGUGUAAUGCAAGAUAUAGAAGACAGCGAUCCCAGCGAUGAUGCACUAGAUUAUGAGAUAGAAACUGAAAAUAGCAACGAUGCCCUGUACGAAAGUUUUGAAGAUAGUGAACUUGAAGAUAAAUCUGAUUUUGUUGGCCAAUAUCACUAUGCUCGAAAUGACGCUAAAUCUCUGCCAAGUCCUAGUCCGCACUUAACACAGGAUAUAGAAUCUUUGUCAAUCAACGGUACUAAAUUGCCCGAAAAUAAGAAUAACGAUUUGCCAUCUCCCGUUAGUGAUGAAGUUGAAUUUGGAUUCAAGGAAGAAGACUUCGUUAUUAAUACAAAUGAUAUAGUGAUCACUAAUAUAAGAAUGGGUGGAGCAGACAAUUCAUACUAUCUGCAGUGCUACAGGUUACUAGGGGAUUAUGACUUUCAUUGGAUUGAUCAGGACUUACUUGCAGAUUUCAUAACAGAUGAACUAGGUCUUCCUGAAGAUAGGUUACCUGCGUAUUUGAGUUUUGUUAAGAACUCUCUUGUACCAAAAGUUGAACCAGCUGAACCAACUUACUCCGAUGUUCCAAUUUCUGACUCCAGUGAUGAGGAAAGCAGCUAUGCAGACGAUGAAGUUAUAGAUUCUUCAUAUGUACAUAGUGAUAUGGAGGAGGGACUGGAUGAUCUCAUUGCGUACACACUGAAACAUGAUACAGAUAGAUUUAAAACCUUUGAAACUAAGUCCUUGGAAACUCAGGGCAAAGGUAAAAAGAAGAAAUUACUAAUAGACGAAUCAUUAGCACUGGAUACAGAAACAUUGGUUACAUUGCAGAGCAAAUUCAACAAACGUUUAGAGACUAAAGCAAGGAAGAGAAACGCCAAGGAGGACUUUAUUGAUCAAGAAAAUAAAAAUUCGAAUGACAUGUUCAAGAAAUACCCAUAUGGUUUCCAUAUUCAGAACAUAAGGGAUGAAUUUGAAUCUUUUUUUGCAAGAAAUAAGGACAGGCUUACUUUUCCUCCAUUAGAUCCCCAUGGCAACAAAACAGUGAUGAAAAUUGCCAAACAUUAUAAUCUGAAGAGUUCAAAAAUUGGGAAAGCCAACCACACUUCUGUAGUGGUGGAGAAAGUAAAGAAAACGAGAUGGUCUACUCCGAAUUAUAACCUCAUUGAUCAAUUGUUAAGACAGAGACCAGUAUUUAUGAGAAUCGAUGUAAAAAGACCAAGGGAAGAACAAGCUGUGUUUGAGAGAACUAAAACGAUUAGGGGGAAGUUCCAAGUCAAAGAAGGUGACAUCGUCGGACAAAACGCCCCAGAAAUUGGAAACGAGAAUAUUGGCAGAAUAAUGUUGGAAAAGCUUGGAUGGAGAAGCGGAGAAGGUCUCGGUACUCAAGGUAAUAAGGGUAUAAGCGAACCAAUUUUCGCCAAAAUCAAGAAGAACAGAUCGGGUUUAAGGCAUAGUGAGAGUUAA